AUGGAGAACAAGAUAGACUACCUUAGGACAAUUGCAGCGCAAAACGACAUCUCGGGGAAGAAACUGAAAUCACGUGCAUGGAAGAGGCCUGUGCGCAGACAUAAACCCACCAGGCAGUUGCUUACAGACGAGUGGAAGAGAUUAACGAAUGAGCCCGGCACGAAAGGGCCUGCUGAAAGUCCCAAGGACAAUAGAACUCGAUUGACAUAUUUUAAUGUUCAAGCUCCACCUUCACAGUACCCAACGAAGCACUAUUGCGAUAUAACAGGGCUAAAGGCUCGUUAUAAGUCUCCAACCAAUGGUUUACGAUUUGUAAACAGUGAGGUGUAUUCUCUAGUGAUCAAGCCUAUGACCCCUGGAGUUGACCAGGAAUACCUAAAACUCCGGGGUGACAAUGUCGUUUUAAAGUGA
Molecule: messenger RNA, 411 nt
Organism: Eremothecium sinecaudum
Lineage: Eukaryota; Fungi; Ascomycota; Saccharomycetes; Saccharomycetales; Saccharomycetaceae
Gene: IES6
Product: Ies6p
Exons: 1
Coding region: 1-411 (136 amino acids)
Biological process (GO): chromatin remodeling
Cellular component (GO): Ino80 complex
Source: RefSeq, a predicted model, not a curated record